Juglans microcarpa x Juglans regia is the source of this 1535-nucleotide messenger RNA. Its product is annotated as 26S proteasome non-ATPase regulatory subunit 11 homolog. Gene Ontology annotation, biological process: ubiquitin-dependent protein catabolic process. The record is from RefSeq and is a predicted model, not a curated record. Gene Ontology annotation, molecular function: protein binding; structural molecule activity. The coding region runs from base 156 to 1424 and encodes 422 amino acids. Gene Ontology annotation, cellular component: proteasome regulatory particle, lid subcomplex. Lineage: Eukaryota; Viridiplantae; Streptophyta; Magnoliopsida; Fagales; Juglandaceae. The transcript is spliced from 2 exons.
UUUAAUCUCAUCCGUCCAAUGUCUGAUACCCAGCGGAGGAGUCUUUUAAAUCCCUAGAACGACUUACCUAAAAACGAAAAAAAAAAAUUCCCUAGAACGAGAAACUCCACGCUAAUAAUCAGACACUCAAGGAUUCAGCUUCCGAACAAUCAACUAUGUCUUCUUCAUAUCUCCUAGCAACUACUGAUUCUAUUGCUCAGGCUUUAGAAGCCAAGACCCCAGCUGAGGCCAUCUCUAUUCUUUACCGUGUGCUUGAAAACCCAUCAUCUUCUGCUGAAGCCUUACGGAUAAAGGAACAGGCAAUCACAAAUCUUUCAGAUCUUCUAAGGCAAGAGAAUCGGGCAGAGGAUCUCCGAAACCUUUUGACCCAAUUGAGGCCCUUUUUCAACUUAAUUCCCAAGGCAAAGACUGCAAAAAUUGUUCGUGGGAUAAUUGAUGCAGUAGCUAAAAUACCAGGCACGUCUGAUCUCCAGAUUUCCCUCUGCCAAGAAAUGGUGCAGUGGACCCGUGCUGAAAAGCGAACUUUCCUACGUCAAAGAGUGGAGGCAAGGCUUGCAGCUCUUUUGAUGGAAAACAAAGAGUACUCAGAAGCUUUAAAUCUCCUUUCUAGCUUAAUAAAGGAAGUGAGAAGGCUAGAUGACAAGCUUCUGCUUGUGGACAUAGACUUGUUGGAGAGCAAGCUCCAUUUCUCUUUAAAGAAUCUCCCCAAAGCCAAGGCUUCUCUGACAGCUGCUAGAACUGCUGCCAAUGCCAUAUAUGUGCCCCCAGCUCAACAGGGUACUAUAGAUUUGCAGAGUGGGAUCCUUCAUGCAGAAGAAAAGGACUACAAAACUGCUUAUAGCUAUUUCUUUGAAGCUUUUGAAGCUUUCAAUGCUCUUGAAGAUCCGAGGGCAGUAUUUAGCCUCAAGUAUAUGCUGUUAUGCAAAAUCAUGGUGAGCCAGGCUGAUGACGUGUCGGGAAUAAUAUCAUCCAAAGCUGGGCUGCAAUAUGUGGGGCCUGAGCUGGAUGCAAUGAAGGCUGUGGCUGAUGCCCAUUCGAAACGCUCUUUGAAGCUUUUUGAGACUGCCCUCAGGGAUUUCAAGGCUCAGCUAGAGGAAGAUCCUAUUGUCCACAGGCACCUCUCUUCUCUGUAUGACACGUUAUUGGAGCAGAAUCUCUGCAGGUUGAUUGAACCUUUCUCCAGGGUUGAGAUUACUCAUAUUGCUGAGCUGAUUGAGCUACCGGUUGAUCAUGUCGAGAAGAAAUUGUCUCAGAUGAUUUUGGAUAAGAAGUUUGCGGGUACUCUGGAUCAGGGUGCUGGAUGCCUCGUCAUUUUUGACGAUCCCAAGAUAGAUGCAAUUUAUCUGGCUACACUGGAAACCAUUUCAAAUGUUGGCAAGGUCGUGGAUAGCCUCUAUGUUAGGUCUGCCAAGAUAAUGGCAUGAAGUUCUAGAGCUAUUACCUGUGUCUUUCUAGUUUCUAUUUCAAAGCAAUUACUGUGUUUUCUCACCUGAGAUGCUUCCCAGAAUGAUUAAUGUGUUGUUGUUUAGCCUAAA